AUGGACGCGUGGAUAACAUCACAACCGGGACAGAUCUCCGAUGAAAAUGUACAGGCAAUCACCGCGAGGGCCUGGACAUGGCUGAGCGAGCGGCAGAGGGAGAGAAUAGAGGCGCAGGUUGGGAACAUGCCAGACGGCGAAGAGGACCUGACAGAAUCGGACUGGAGUUUCAGCGAUCUUCUGCAUGAUGAGCAGGAUGUAGUCAUGGAUUCAAUCGAAGAGGUUGAACCUGAGGACAUGGUACCUGCGGGAUAA
Messenger RNA from Emericellopsis cladophorae, 255 nucleotides. RefSeq lists its product as uncharacterized. The coding region runs from base 1 to 255 and encodes 84 amino acids. NCBI's taxonomy places the organism in Eukaryota, Fungi, Ascomycota, Sordariomycetes, Hypocreales, Bionectriaceae. The record is from RefSeq and is a predicted model, not a curated record. The transcript has a single exon.